AUGGUUAUGGUAGGGUAUGGUAUGGUAUGGUAUGGUAUGGUCAAGUAUAUUACCAGUAUGUACGGAGUACAUGCAACGCGUGUGUAUGAUUCUUUCGUACCUACCCAAGAGUACUCAGGUACCCCUACUCCAAGACCAGCAUCCGAAAAGCGCCUCUGCCUUGAUGGAUUGACUCGCUUGCGACACUGA
Molecule: messenger RNA, 189 nt
Organism: Pochonia chlamydosporia 170
Lineage: Eukaryota; Fungi; Ascomycota; Sordariomycetes; Hypocreales; Clavicipitaceae
Exons: 1
Coding region: 1-189 (62 amino acids)
Source: RefSeq, a predicted model, not a curated record